Meriones unguiculatus (Mongolian gerbil) is the source of this 6661-nucleotide messenger RNA. RefSeq names its product secreted and transmembrane protein 1b-like. The record is from RefSeq and is a predicted model, not a curated record. Gene Ontology annotation, molecular function: cytokine activity. Lineage: Eukaryota; Metazoa; Chordata; Mammalia; Rodentia; Muridae. The coding region runs from base 5524 to 6162 and encodes 212 amino acids. Gene Ontology annotation, biological process: immune response. The transcript is spliced from 4 exons.
AGUGAGGCAGCGUGGUGUGUGUGUGUGUGUGUGUGUGCGCGUGCGUGUAUGCAUGUGUGUGUGUGCAUGUGUGUGUGUAUGCAUGUGUGUGUGUGUGUGUAUGUGUGUGUGUAUGCAUGUGUGUGUGUGUGUGUGUGCGCGUGUGUGUGUGCUGAGUGUGAGGAAGUGGAGGCUGCCUCUCGCUGCCUCGUCCACUGACUCUGUGGGUGGGAAGCCAGGACAUGCAGUUGCUCAGGCCUACAGGGUCGAUUGGGGCCUGGCACACACAGAUGAGCUGUGCUUGUCUGUGAACUUCUGAGGCUGGCCACUCAGAGAACUGGGAAUCUGUGUGACGCUUGGUCAGGGACCUUGCGGGUUCCUGUUCUCACAUUAAUGUAAGCAGAAGCCAACAUACGGUUGGUUGUGGGGUUGAAGGCUUUUCUUGUGGCUUUCUCUCCACUCUCAAAUCCUUGAGGCUCCGUGCAUGCACCUCCCAGCCCCACACUGGCUGAAAGCCUCUCUGUGCUACAUGGUAGUGCUGCUUCUAACUCCUUUGUGGCUCAGCAGGACACCGUGAGGCCUUAACUGCAAAGGCCUGGGGAAGGGGAUGUUGGAAAGGUGACUGCGGUGUUGGCUGUGUAACCUGAGCCCUGAGAGUCCACUCUCUGGGUUGUGCGCUGCCCUUAAGAGAGCAAAUAAAAACAUGGACAAUGAACUUAACCAACUUAAGCCGCCACCCUUGGGCAAGGGUGCCAGCCAAGUCCGUCAGCCCAUCUUUAAGGUGCUAGCAUGAGCUCUGGCUUGGACAGAGGAAGAGGAAGCGUCUCCGUGAUUAAGAAGUCCCAUCACAGUGUGGCCCGGUUGGUUACUGUCUCAGUUCUGAUGGGGUAGGGGCUGCCAAGAAGUCUUUGUUGCUGGAGGGAUAACGGGUUCCCAAGAGGUGACAGCUGCUGGGAUGGCCAUGUUAAGGGUCCUGUGAGACUGCUGACCCCCCAGGCCACUGCAAAUUACAGACUGGAGGCUUUUCAUGCCCUUUGUGGGAACUGGACACUACGAAAGCUGACAGAGGCUUCAGUGACUUCUGUGCUUCUUCAGCCACGGGGGCGUAGGGAGGUGUGAGCAGCCGCCAUAGCCACCACACCUACGGCAGAGCUGAGCGUAAGCUGGAGCAUCAGGGACAAAGCUCAAAUGAAAUAGACAGCAGGCCCAUCCUGCUUCUGCUUGUCUUACUGACCUAGGUGAGAAGUCGUGCUCUGGCUGGAAGAAGUCCAGAGGUUCCCAGGGCCCAAGAGAGGGGAGCAAGCAUCGGCUCCCUCUUGAGGUUCUCACCUCACCAGGUUGGCGAAGGUGGUGUUUGCCCCCGUGCGCUGAAGAAGCCUGAGAACACUCCUGUCUGGAAGUGGCCUGGAGCAUUUAGGGCUUCGGAGAAAAGCAAGAGCCAGUCAGACUCGGUGGCAAGUGCUCUCACCCACUUGGCACGUGGCCCUUUCUUUUUUAUUCUUCUGGCGCCUUUGCUUCCAGAGUGCUGGGAUUAAAGGCAGGUGCAACCACACCAGGAAAAAAAACCGUUAAAAAAUUAUGUAUAGGGGUGUGGGUGAGGGUGUGAGGGUGUGUGUGUGUGCACAAAUGUGGGGGUCAGAGCGCAGCUUUGUUGAAGGUGUUUUCUCGUGGCUUUAUGGGGUUCCUGACAGAUCCCCCAGUGCUCAUAGUUUUGAGGCAACUGCCUUUACCUGCUGAGCCACUCACCAGCCUGAAAAGACAUUUUUAAGAUAGACUAAUUUAAGUAAGGGUAGCUAGAAGGGAACUCAGGGAGAGAAAGACUCGUGAGGCCUUAACUGGGCCGCCGGGGAGGGUGAGAGCAGCGAGGAGCAGAAGCAGGGGUUCCCCUCUCAAAGCAGGGGCACCCUUCUUUGCACUUAAACUGCAAAGCCACAUAUGGGAUUUUGGUGUGUUUUGAAGUUAUCGCCUUCAAAGAGUUAGUAAGACAUUUAAAUGACGAGGCUGGAGCAAUAGCCCAGAGGAUGGGAGCACUCACUGCUCUUGCGGGGACCCAGGUUCAGUUCCCAGGGCACACGUGGCUGCUCUCAAGUGUUCAUGCCUGCAGUGCCAGGAGAGCUGAUGCCCUUUUCACCUAGAGGUACCAGGCAUGCAUGGGGUGCACAUGCAUGCAGGCAAGCAGGCAUACACCUAAAAUUAAUAAAUAAACUUUUUUAAUUAAAUCAUGCUGGGCAGUAAUGGCACUCGCCUUUAAUCCCAGAGGCAAAGGCAGGCAGAUCUCUGUGAGUUCAAGGCCAGCCUGGUCUACAGAGUGAAUUCUAGGACAGCCAGGGCUUUGCAGAGAAACCCUGUCUUUAAAAUGUAUAUAUAUGAAUAAAUAAAUAAACGAGAUUGCAAAGCUGUUUCUGAAGGAACUAGGCAGGACUGUAGUUGAUGACGUAAAUCCCAGGUCAGGAAGGUGGGCACUGUCCCGUAAAAGCGAGCAAUAGUCUUAUUGGUCUGAGUCCCGGGAAAUAUCAGGGAGACAGAGUAAGGACUUUAGCUCAAAUAUGCUCAGGACCUAAGCAGUGUUCAUUGCUAUUUUAACUUUUUUUUUUUUUUUUUGCAGGGAGGGGGGCUGGGGACGUAGGGUCUCCCUGUGUAGUCCUGGCUGGCUUAGGCCUCAUUAUGUAAACCAAACUGGCUUUGAACUCGCAGAGAGCUGCCUGCUUCUGUGUCCCGACUAGUUGGAAUUAAAGCUGUGUACCACUUUUAAUUUUAACAUUUCUAUCUGAAAAUACUUUUAUAUAAAGGAAUAUUACCUCUGUGUAAGUAAUCUUUCAAAAAAUGUUAACUGUUCUGGAAUUCUUGAUUCUCUAACAAGCGGCUUAUUCCAGGCUCCUUUUCUUUCCCAUGUCCCCACUAUUUCCCGGCCUUUCUGCUUUUUCUCAGAAGAGGUACAGGGUGCUGAGAAGCACAUAGCCGCAGGCAGGCGGGAGGCCCUUGGCCCGCUUUGCUGUGUGCUGGCUCUCCGAAUCCAGGGCCUGAUCGCUGGCAUCUGGAUUCCGUGAUCUGGGGUGUCACGCUCUGACAAGUAUGCAGAGCCGGAGGGUGAGGGGUCCUAGGACUCAGAGCCUGGAGGACUGGUUUGGCUGGACAAACAUCCACCUGUGAGUGAUCAGGGAAGAGCAGAUGUCCAGGGCCCCCAGAGAACAAGGGCACGGGCUGUAAUGCUGCCCAGUGCUCGGGCGAAGAACCUCGGCAUCAAGGAGCCCAGGGCUCCGAGAGGGAAAGAGAUGGCUGGACCGACAUGGUCCCUGCCCCCUUGACUGGGCUACUCCUGGGUCCAUUUCUAACUGGGCCCCUAGGAGAGGCAAAGUUAGGCUGCCAGAGAGAAAGAGAGAACGGGCUUCUGGUUCCAGGAACGGGUUUGGGGUCUAGGAGGGAUCCUGAGGGGCAGCUCUGUGCUCGCCUUUUUCUCUGAUGCCAACCUCAGUCCACAUGAUACCGUGUCCACUGUGCAGGUCAAAGGCCACCUUAAAGUUGGGGCAACUGCCCGGCCUUGCCCAGGUGGGGAAGAAGGCGUGAGCAGGGAAGAGAGAGAGGAGUGAGCAGGGAAGAGAGAGAGGCGUGAGCAGGAAAGAGAGUGAGAGAGAGAAGGCAUGAGCAGGGAGGCGUGUGAGUCAGGUGAAGUGACUGUGGGGUAGUUAGGACUUGGGGCUGUGGGUGUAGCAGACUCUCGCAGAGGGAGGCUCCUGUAGAGAACAAAAGUUCCCAUCACGCUUGGUGCCAGCUGGUUGCUUCCUGCUUCCCUGAGAGAGCCGAUUCCCCGAGGCUGAAGAUCCCCAGCCCCUGGGAAUGCUGGACCUAGCCCACACACCUCAAGGUGUCUUUCACUUUCCUCGGGUUCUCUUUCCUGAGUUCAAGGGUGAAUUGCAGUAGACAUCACGUCAACACUCUUUCCAUGAGGCUGCAACCUUUCCGUGGCACCCGAGUCCAGAGGAGAACGAAGCCUGACCUUUCUGACCAGCCGAGGUCCAGCACAGCACUCCUUCUGUGGGGCACUGCCCAACCCUCCUGAGGCGCUGCUGGCAGAGCUGUGCCCACGUCCAGGCCGAGAAAGGCUUCAGGAGAGGCUGUGCAGGAACCCUGCCUGCAGCUCAGAGGUCCAGGCACACCUUUUCUGAGUACCUACACAGCAUGUACCAGGCCUGCGGGAAACAUGGAGCUGGUGACAUCCUCAGGGUUGCUCAACUCUGCUCUCUCAUCCUCCUCCAACAUCGUAUUUGUGUACAUGUGUAUGCAUGUCUGUGUGUGUGAGUAUAUGUGCGUGCUCGUGUAUGUGUUUAUGGUGGUGGGAGGCGGGAGGAGUCAGAAAACAGGUUAUUACAUAUUUGCAGAAGAGGCAGGAAACUUAACCAGGAGCAGGGUUGUGCUGUCUCUGGGGAGCUCUCUGGAGGACAGACUCCCUGACAGGAAGUGGGGAGCUCUCUGGAGGACAGGCUCCCUGACAGGAAGUGGGGAGUUCUCUGGCGGACAGGCUCCCCAAAAGGAAGUUUCCAUGUUUUGCAGAGCCUUCACUUCUUUUCUUUUAUUGCCAGUCAACAUGUCAGGGACCCCCUGAACACGGCCUGCUCACACCACGGAGGCUGCUCUGGUGCGGAGGGCAUGUAGGAGGGGUCUCAGCCCUGUGCUGGGAAGGGCGGUGCAGCAAGCCGCAGGCAGGUUGGGGAUCUGGGUUGGCUUCGAGGGUAGGAGGCUUUGCCCACUCCUAAAGACAGCAAGCGGCCUGUCGUUGGUAAGCAGGAGAAAUAGAAAGCCUACCUGUGCUUCAGAAGUGGAUAGCAAAAAGCUAUUGUGCGGUCGGGGCAAGAAGGCACUGGGCUGCUCAGCUGGAAGCAGGGUGCAGAUUUGCCAGUGUCUCCCCUCUUCCGGCAUGAGUUUUUGCAGUGGCAAAUCUUGGUUGUCAACGUGACUACAACUGGAAUGAACUAAAACACAAGCUGCUGGCCACGCCUGUGUGGGGUUUUUGUUUGUUUGUUUUUCAAGACAAGGUUUCUCUGCGUAGCUUUGACUGCCCUGGACUCGCUCUGUAGACCAGACUGGCCUGGAACUCACAGAGCUCCGCCUGUCUCUGCCUCCCUGAGUGCUGGAAUCACGGGCAUGCGCCACCGCACCAGGCUCGUGUGGGAUCAGAGUAUUUGAAGCAAGAAGAGCCACCGCCAACAUCCGCGCCACCUUCUGGUGGGCAGACGAGGGAAUGGAGGAGGAGGCUUUCGUGUUUGCCUGCCCUCACGCUCACUGUUCCUCGGCUGCGGCAUCCGUCACCCACAUUAGAGCCUGCUCGCGCAGGAUUUCAGCUCGGACUGAAGACAAGCAGCAACCCUCCCUGUGGGGACUGCUGAGACAUCCAGCCUCGCAGACUGAACGCCUUCCAGAUUCUUGGCCUCUGUGGUCCGAGACAACAUUGUCGCAGCCACGGGCUCAGCGUGAGGCGGGAUGGGGAUAGCAUCCAAAAAACCCCUGACUGGAACAAUUGUCUCCUGAGGCCCAUCCUCUGAAUGAGACAUGCUGGCUGACUCCCUAACAUCCACUGGCCCAUUUCUCAGAAUGUUCUGGGCCCUCCUUCUGCUGGCUGCCUCCCUGGAUGCCUAUCAAAGCUGGGACAACCCCGCGUGCACAGAGCGCGAGGUGUCCGCACCCAGAGGCAGCCGCGUGGAGAUGGCCUGUGACAUCUCCAACACCCUGAGGGAUGUCACCAUUGAACUGACUGCCUUCGGGAAAACCAGGGCCAUCUUCAGCCAGGCGCCUCCAGGAAACAGCGCCAACGGCUCAUGGCAGCUCCGCAUUCAAGGAGGCCGGGCCCAGCUGGUGAUCACAGGCGCCAGCGCCGUCCACGCAGGGCAGUACUUGUGGAAGCUGCACGGACUCCAGAAGAGCAGCCAAAAGUUCAUCCUGAAUGUUCCUGGUGAGCAAGAUCUCACCACCACCAACCAGGGAACAAAGAGCUUGCAGGUCAGUACCAGGGGCCCGCCCUCAGUGACGCCAGAGGUGAAGGUCUUCAUCGUCGUCGCCAUCAUCGCCAUCAUCAUAGGAUUUGGCUUAUUUGCCUGGUACGAGCACCGCCAUUCCCUGAGGUGCCACGAAGUCCCAGGGUUCUGGACAAGUCUUGGGUCUCCUGGCAGCCCCUACGUGACUCUGCCCUAAGGUCUCCAAGUCCUGUCCCAGAAGUACUCUAGGGGCCCUGUUAGUGCCAGAGAGCAGCCGUGGAGGACCUCACGGCUGACUGUCAUUGUACACUGUGUAAGGAGUAUCCUUGCAUUAGUCAAAUGCUCUUUUCUCUGUCCCCAUUCUGGCUGCAAUCGGACAUGGCAUGGUGGUGGGUAUUCUAAGAGUCUCCUGUCUCAAGUCUGCGUAAACACUGCUCCCUGUGUUUACAAAUCAAAUUCUCUGAUUUGUCAACUAAGCUGAUCAGCCAAUAGCUGGACAGAAGAGAGAAUAGGGCUGAACUUCUGUUUCCAGGAAAGCAGGAGAAAGAAUGAUUCUGGCAGGAGAGGUCCCAGGGAGGGAAUGAGAAAACUGCGGGAGCACAGAACGCCUUAGCAUGUCUCAGGGAUUUUGACUGGGAGGUAGUUAGAUUAGCUUAGAGGAUUAAUUUAGACCAAUAUUGCUCAAUUAUUGUGAAUAAAAAAAAUGUUAAAACUAG